AUGGACAGAUUGACUGUGUUUCCCGAUAUCUAUCCGUCCGACAAUACCCUCGAGACAGAAGUCCCAUGGAGCUUGGCCGAUGCAAUUCCGGUCUCGGUCGAGACAUUAGUCUUGUCAUGGGCGUCUCUGCUGCAUGCCUACACGGGCGAGGAGCAGCCUGUGUUCACCCUGGACCAGAGUCCGGUUAAGGUCGACCUUGCUCAGGCACAUUUUGACACUGUAUCUUUACAUGCAACUACACAACCGAAUGACAUAUAUUAUACGAGUAUCGUGCUUACACCAACAAAUUCUGACUUGUUGCAGACGAAGGCACAGCAAAUUACAGGCAAGCGUAAUUUAUAUCUCUCGAUUGAUCUGGCCACGGGUGCUGGCUUUUUGAGAUCAGAAGUUGGAAUACUACCUGAUCAAUUAAAGCAGAUUGGUCUCCAGCUGUUUCAGUUUGUGAAAAGACUUGGUGUACUGGGCGAGCAUGCAGAUUUUGGCGAGAAACCGCUGCUAUCUAUUUCCAACCCAGAGCCUCGUCAGUUGCCUGGGCCCCAGUUCCUGCAUCAUCUAGCAUUCAGCCAUGCCGGAGGAGAUGCCCUCGCCUUGGAAUUCCUCAACGCCGAUGAUUCCAUCCAGAGUCUCUCAUUCAGAGACCUGGAUUACUACUCGACACGAUUGGCACAACAAAUUGCCAUGAACAUUGACCAAACUUUGUCAAAUCGAAUUGUUCCUGUGCUUCUUGGCCAGUCCGUCGAUCUUUAUAUCGCAUGGCUCGCUGUUCUGAAAGCAGGCGCUGCUUUUUGUCCAUUGGGAAUAGAUUCUCCAGAAGAUCGUAUCAACUUUAUCUUAAAAGACGUUGCCGCAAGUGUGGUAGUCACCCAUAGUAGAUUCCAAACGAAACUAGAAAAUGCGAAGGCAAUAACACCUGUUUUAGUGGAUGAACCCGUUUUGGAAGAUAUUCCAGCUAUCUUGGAUAACUUGAAUCUCCGGUCAGAAGAUCUGGCGUAUGUCAUGUACACGUCCGGUUCAACAGGUCGACCCAAAGGCGUGACAAUUUCUCAUAAAGCAGUCACUCAGUCACUGCUCGCGCAUAACAGCAUCAUCCCAUCAUUCCAUAGAUUUUUGCAAUUUGCUUCACCCACAUUCGAUGUCUCCGUCUUUGAAGUCUUCUUUCCGUGGUUCAGGGGUGCGACUCUGGUAGGUGCCGAACGAGGCGUCAUGCUUCGUGACCUUGGAAAUACAAUCACAGCACUACAGGCCGAUGCUGCUGAACUCACCCCAACGGUGGCUGCCGAGCUACUACGAAGUCGUCAAAGUGUACCGCGUCUUCGGGUUCUCCUUACAAUUGGUGAAAUGCUUACCAAGAAGGUGGUGGAUGAAUUUGGUGCCUCUGCAACAAGCAAUGGAAUUCUCCAUAGCAUGUACGGCCCAACUGAGGCGGCCAUUCACUGUACCGCAGCGACUCAUUUUCAAUCGGAUUCCACAGUCAAUCUAAUCGGGCAGCCUCUGGAGACUGUCUCUGCUUUUGUGAUGUCUCUUGAAAAGAAUCCACCCUCUUCAGAUCCCGUGAUACUACCUAUUGGUCAGAUAGGAGAGCUGGUAGUUGGCGGGCCACAAUUGGCACAAGGCUAUAUUAAUCGCCCGGUUGAAAAUGCCAAGGCUUUUCUCCGUAAUUCAAAACAUGGUCGAUUGUACCGAACAGGAGAUAAGGCUCGAAUCCUACCAGAUGGGCGAAUUGAAUGCUUGGGGAGAAUAUCUGCUGGUCAGGUUAAAUUACGUGGCCAGCGGGUGGAGCUGGGAGAAAUUGAAAGCGUUAUUUGCCUUCAUCCGAAUAUCCACAGCGCCAUUGUUGGUUUAGUUCGUGGAAUACUGAUUGCAUGGGUAUUGAUCGAUAAUGAGAAAGACGUGCAACCGGAAGAAAUUCGUCGAUUUUGUCAAAAACUGCUUCCAACUUAUAUGGUCCCUGGAGACUAUGUCACUCUUGGAGAAUUUCCGCGACUUGAUUCCGGAAAAGUAAACAAAAAAGCCCUGGAGGCAGACUAUGACCAGAACUAUCUCAAACAGACAACAGGAUCGAUUAUGUCAUUUCGAGAUUCGCUUGAGGAACGCAUUUAUGAGGCAGUGGGUACCGUUUUGGGCACCUUUGAAAAUCAAAACGAGAGUCUUUCUGCCAUGGGGUUGGACUCUCUGACUGGUAUUAGAUUGGCUGCGAAACUACGCGAGAUAAGCAUUAAUUUAGAUGUCGGAACUCUUUUGGUUGCGGAUACAGUUAGCAAUAUCUGGGACUUUGCUAAGGAGACUGGAGAACAUUUGCAAGAACCUUCCGACAGAAAUAUUAAUAACAUAUGGGAAUCAAUUAGCAGAACGGGGUUGGCUGUGCUCGAUGCAAAGGGUAUUCGAUCACUUGUCGACAAAGUAGAGCCAUGCAGCGACACUCAGAUAGCCAUGCUUUCUGAAUCUCUUCGAGAUCACAAAGCUUAUUGCAAUUGGGUCGAACUGAGAUUUCAAGAGGGUCUCCAAUUACCAGCCAUAGAACAAGCUAUAUCUACGCUCAUAAAGCAUAAUGAGAUGCUGCGCUCUGUCUUCCUUAAAAUUGAUGUACCCGAAAACCCCUUUUGUCGAGUUGCAUGGAAGAGAGCAAAUUUGGACGACUAUUUUCAAGAGAAAACAUCUUUCGAUUAUGAUUGGAGUAUAGAAUUUGACGACAGCAUUUUGAUACCCUUUAAAGUUCAGUUUAUUCAAGAGAAAACAUCGGUUCGAGUACUGGUUCAACUACAUCACGCAAUUUAUGACGGUUGGUCUUGGGAGUUGGUACUAGAUGACCUUCGAUCUGCGUUGGCUGGGGAACAUUUAGAUACUCGACUUCCAUUCUCUAACGUAGUAAGGCACUACCUAACAACAAAUUCCUCACAAUCCGCUGCAAAGGCGGCUUACUGGGAAGACUAUAUACGAGGAGCUAUGCCUUCGACGUUGCCGCUGUUCCAGAGCAAAAUUGAUGUACCAAAAAGAGUUGGAAAGGCCUACCGAACUUUCAACACUUCUUUACUACAUGUCGAUAGACAGGCCCGGUCCCUCUCGAUUAGCCGACAGGCCUUUUUUCAGGCUUCUGUGGCAUACAUUUUAUCUUCAUAUCUGGAUACCGAUGAUGUGAUAUUCGGCACUGUCUUCUCAGGCCGCACGUUACCUGUUGAAGGCAUCGAAAACACCAUCGGGCCUUGCCUUCGUAUAUUUCCCAACCGCGUAAAUCUGUCAUGGGUACGAACUAUUCAUGAUCUUUUAAUAGUCAUUCAAAGAAGCAAUCGAAAGACAUUGGAAUAUGGCAAUAUUUCACUUCGCCAAAUCAAAAAGCUUUCUGGCGUCGAUAACUCGACCCGUCUGUUUGACUGCCUUUUUGUUUGGCAGGAGCUUCCAGGGCAUGAUUCGAGAACUAGCUCUUACUUUGAGCAAGUCGCAGCCGAGGACUUUUUAGAAUUUCCUUUAGUUAUCGAACUGGAACCUAAGGAUGGGAAAGUCAUGGGGGUUGCGACAUACGAGGAGUCUGUCUUCCCGGAAGCUCAGGCAAAUUUACUACUAGAGCAGAUUGAUGAAAUCGCCACCCUCUUCACCAACUCGCUGGACUCGCAACUCAAUAAUUUUAAUCAUCAACUUUCCUCAUCUAUACUCUCGAUAGAAAAUAAUCGCCUUGUACAUCUAGAUGAUUUGACAUCGUUGGCAUAUCAAGUCGAGCAGCUGGCUGCGAAAAACCCUAGGCGAAAUGCUGUUGAAUUUAUUCACGAUCUUGACCCAGAUACUGGAGGUAGUAGUGUUUAUUCUCUCACUUAUCACGAACUUAAUCAACGGAGUAAUCGGCUAGCUCACUAUCUACUGAGCUGUAACGUCAGAGGCGGAGAUCUUGUCGGCAUAAUUCUGGAUAAAUCUCUGGAACUAUACAUAUCUAUAUUGGCAGUGAUAAAAAUCGGUGCAGGAUACGUGCCUUUGACUCCUUUGACACCGAACCAAAGGGUUCGAACUGUCUUGGAUGACACUAGGCCGAGAGUAUGUAUUGUUACACCUAGUCUCAUCUCUGAACUGAAGCAUCUGGAAUGGUUGCGUCUUCUGGAUCUCGAGGACGUGGAUUUUAUACAGUACUCAGAUGAGAAUCCUGCAUCCUCCCAUCAAGAUUCUAAUGCAGCCUAUGUUGUUUACACGUCUGGGAGUACAGGGAAACCUAAAGGAGUCGUGAUCACUCAUCGUAACCUACAAAGCAAUAUUGCAACACUCGCUGAAAUAUAUCCAAUUGGGGAUCAUCCCAAGCUCCUUCAAGCUUGUUCACAGGCCUUUGAUGUUUCUGUUUUUGAGAUAUUUUUUUCAUGGCACUGUGGGAUGACUCUCUGCUCAGCCACAAAUGAUGUGAUGUUUCGGGAUAUCGAGGAGGUUAUACGAAACAGACAUGUAACUCACCUCAGUCUCACUCCAACGGUAGCAGCUCUUAUUAAACCCGAGAAUGUACCGAGUGUGAGAAUGCUAGUAACUGCUGGGGAGGGCUUAACGGCAAAGGUACACCACGAUUGGGCGGGGAUGGGCUUGUAUCAAGGCUAUGGUCCAAGUGAAACCACAAAUAUUUGCACAGUUCGAUCCAACGUCACCAUCUCUGAUAAUGCAAGAAAUAUCGGCAAACCUUUCAAGAACACCUCCGUUUUCGUUACCUCCGAAGGCCCUGGAUUCUCCUUGCUACUACGAGGCGCUGUCGGUGAAUUCUGUUUUGGGGGUGAUCAAGUUGGACAAGGUUAUCUCAAUCAACCGAGCUUGACAAGGGAGAAAUUCUUCAUCCACCCUGAAUUUGGUCGACUGUAUCGAUCUGGCGACUUUGGGAGACUGCUCCCCGACGGAUCAUUAAUGUUCGUUGGCCGCCGAGAUGACCAAGUCAAGCUUCGUGGUCAGCGAGUGGAACUAGGAGAGAUAAACAGUGCUAUUCUAUUCAACAGUGAGGCUCAAGAUUGUGCAUCAAUGAUAGUCGGAGACAAAAGCAAUUCUCGACAGCAGCUCGUUAGCUUCUUUGUUCCAAGGCUUCUUUUCACGCCAAUGGAGUUCAACGAUGAGUUGAAGCACUCAAUCAAGAUUCUUUUUGAGUCUUUGACUGCUAGGUUGUCUUCAUAUAUGGUUCCUUCGUAUCUAAUACCAGUGGAAGCAAUCCCAAUGACAAUCGUGAAGAAAAUAGAUAACAGAAAGCUGAAAGAUAUGUUUGAAAUGCUAUCCCCAGCGGAACUGGAGAAGUUUUCACAAUCACAAGGAGAUACUCAUAGUACUGAACUCUCGGAGGACGAAGAGAAGGUUGCAAAUAUCAUUUCUCAAGCGACAAAAAUUCCCUUAGAGCUUUUACGACCAAGCACGUCUCUAUAUAAUGUCGGUAUUGAUUCGAUAUCUGCUAUUCAUGUUUCGAGGCUGCUUAGAAAAUCCGGCUUUGGUCAGGUCGAUGUUUCUUUAAUUCUGCGGCAUUCCUCGAUUGGAGCGCUAUCAAGGGCGAUCAGAAAGAAGACGCUGCAAGAACAAGAAUACAAUGAAUCGCAAACGAUAGAUUUAGAAAAGAAUAGUCUGUUGGGAGAUGAACUAGUCCAAAAAGUGCUGAAGGACUUCUACUCAGCAGGCCACAAGGUGGAAGCAGUGAUUCCUUGUACUGCUUUGCAGGAAGCAAUGUUAUCCCGCACAAUAUCGAAUGAGGACAACGCCUACUGCAACCACAUCCUUCUUGAAUUCAAAGGAGACUUUGGUAAGCUUCGUGAUACAAUGCAACAGAUGGCUUGUAGGCAUGAAGUUCUACGCACGUGUUUUGUUACUACGAACAAUGCUAGAUUUACCUUUGUACAAGCUAUCCUUCAAACAGUUUCGAUACCUUGGACUGUAGUUGAAACUACAGAUUUGGCCAUGGAAAUCUUGAGUCAAAAGUCAUUAUUUGCCACGCACGCUCAGCAGCCCUUUACAGUCCCAUAUUCAAUUGUUGCCCUUACUGAAGCUUUCACUGACAAGAAAGUACUUCUAUUUUCGAUUCAUCACGCAUUGCAUGAUGGUCAAGCAAUGGCUCUGCUCUUGAAGGAAAUUGAAACGUCAUAUGCUGGAGGCCAAUUACCAGUUCCUACACAGUUCCGUCAAUUCGUCAAUUAUAUCCUUGCAAAUAGCGAGGAAGACACCAAUCCUUUUUGGAACAAAUACUUGGAUGGCAUUCCUGGAUCACUUCUCUUUCCGUCCUUGACAACGGACCCGAUGGCCAGAAGUCAUUCAAUUGAUAUUUAUAAAGAACAAUUUGAGCUUCCGCUGACAGAAUUUGAAACAAUGUGUAAGAAUCUCUCCGUGACUCCUCUGAGCCUAAUCCAGGGAGCCUGGGCAAUGCUACUAUCAAUCUAUACCACUUCAUCAGAUAUUUGCUUUGGAAAUGUUUUCAGUGGCAGGACGAUACCACUGGAAGGUAUAGAAGACAUCAUUGGGCCGUGCUUCAGUGUUCUCCCAGUUCGUUUUCAAGUAUCGAAUACAGCACUUAGUCUUGAUGUGGUGAAAUCAGCACACAAAGCCAACAUCGACAUCAUGGCUUAUCAGCACACAUCAUUGAGGCAAAUUUCGAAGAAGCUUUCAGGUAAACCUCUAUUUGACUCGAUUGUGCUGCUUCAGCCCCCUGUCACAGAGCUAGACCAUGAACUGUGGCAAAUGUUGUCCGAGGAAGGAGACAUGGAUUUUCCGGUUAUUCUUGAAAUUUUACCAAGUGUACGGCAUGACAAUUUAUCAAUACACCUCCAUGUCAACUCCCGUCAAGUAACGGUAGUGGAUGCAAAGACUAUAAUCAAGGAUUUCACGGAUCUUGUCAUCCAGAUACUACGAUACCCACUUUCCAAAGCUAUUGAUCAUCGUAAUCUCCGAGACCUACCGACAAUUGCACAGAAGGCAAGAGAUUUCAGGGAAAGUAUCGCUGUAAAUGGGAAGAAAGAAUUAGGAUCAAGGCUGGCGGGCUUACAACUUUCGGAUGAAGAGUUAAGAGUUCGAGAUAUAAUUUCCCGACUAUCUGGAUGUGAUCCACAGAUUAUCAAACAUGAUACCACCAUAUUCCAGCUUGGACUCGAUAGUAUCAAUGCCAUCCAGAUUUCAGCCUUCUUGAAAGAUGCAGGUUAUCUGGUUUCUGCAGCAGAUAUUCUUGAAAAUCCAAGCACAAGUGGAAUUGCAAAUUUAUUGCAACAUCGCAAUGCCUCACCGUCUAUGAAAAUGUUUGACUUCGCUUCAUUUGAGAAAACUCACAGAGAAGAUGUUCAGAAUCGCUUGAAUCUCGAAGAAAAAGAUAUUGAAUCUAUACGCCCAUGUACAUCAACCCAGGCUGGCAUGCUGGCGGAGUUUACCAGAUCUAAUGGUGAUCUAUACUGUAACCGACUUUUACUAAAGUCAACGGCACCGAUUGACCUUAAACGCCUGAAGAGUGCUUGGUCUAAUACAAUGGCUCGACAUGAAAUGUUACGAACUGGCUUCAUCCACUUAAAGGAUCGUGACUUCCCUUUCGCUAUGGUUACUUAUUCUCCCGGCCAGAUUCCUCUUCCGUGGACCGAAUAUCAAACGGUAUCUUCAAACAAUGAGCAUGAAAAUCGAAGAAAAUCUAUCCAUGCAAACCUACAUUUGCCUCCAUGGCUAAUCUUCGUACGAGAUCUCCAAUCUGCAGCAGAGCUCGAUAUAACUGCUAUGCAUGCCAUAUACGACGCCCAAUCUAUGGAUAUGAUACUUUCAGAUGUUGCACGUGAUUAUCAAGCACAAAGUUUACCUCGUCUUGCGUCUAUAUCACCAGUACUUGGACAAAUUCUCAACUCCGCAUCCUCAAUAAAUACCGAUAUAGAUAAUUUUUGGAGUGAAGUGGGCUCGGAGUUUCAGAUCACAAGCUUUCCCAACUUGAACCCUGUUAACGAGAAAUCAUCUGAAAUGAUUGAAACUAGUCGAUAUUCUUCAGCGCCUCUAGACAUGAUCAGUGAAAGGUGUAGAGCUAUCGGCGUUACAUUACAAGCUGCAGGACAAGCUGCUUGGGCUAGGCUCCUUUCUGCGUAUACCGGCGAGACUAAUGUUUCCUUUGGACUGGUUUUAUCAGGUCGUGACAUCUCUCGUGAUGCCCAAAAUGUAUCAUUUCCCUGUCUAGUUACGCUUCCUUUUCGAUGUCUUGUUGAAGGAAGCAAUAGGAGUUUUAUUUCUUCAAUCAUGAAAACCAACGCUUCUUUCAUGAAACACCAGUUCACUCCAUUUACAAAAAUUCAAAAGUUGUUUAAAGCUGAUGGAGGACUCGUGGACACUCUCUUUGCCUAUCAGAAAUUCUCACACACGAAGGAAGAAAGUCAAUUUUGGGAGGUGGUUGAAGAAGAUGCUCGAGUUGAUUAUCCUAUAUCGAUGGAAAUGGUUCCCGAUGACAAAGGUGUUAUGUUGCGCGUGACAUGUCGAGGGGAUGUUGUUCCGCAAUCACAUGCAGAUCUCAUAUUGAGGCAAUUUGACCAUCUUCUACUCGAUUGUUUGCUUCGUGCAGAAUCGAGUUGUAGAGAUAUCUCGACCAUGCAGCGUAACCUGCUUUCUAUAACGCCAGCCAAAGAGUCUCGUAUUCCUUCUCAAGUUGCAUUACUGCACGAAUUUGUGGAAAGCAGUGCGCAAAGAUCCCCGAACCGAGUAGCUCUUGAGUUUGUUUCAGGAUUGAGUCUUGAAAAAAUCAAGAAAGAGACCUGGACAUAUAGUGAAUUGGAUCGCAUUGGAAACAAAGUUGCUAGACUGCUGCAAACCCUUGAAACGGGUGAAAGGCGUCUGAUUGCGAUAUGCUUUGACAAAUGUCCCGAGGCAUACUUUGCUAUAUUGGGUAUUCUUAAAGGUGGCCAUGCAUUUGUUGCACUGGAUCCUAGUUCGCCGUUAGCCAGGAAACAGUUCAUUGUUGAGGAUUCAGCCGUCCGCACCCUACUCUGCACCUCAGAUAAGCACGAAGAACUAAACUCGCUUUCAGGUGUUACUACAGUUGAAUUGGACAAACCCGGUAUUUUAGAUGACAUCUCAGCGGACCCAAUAGAUUCUACAAACCCAAUUUAUCCAGAUGAUACAUGCUAUUGUCUGUACACGUCCGGGACAACAGGGACUCCAAAGGGUUGUGAAAUAACGCAUGAUAAUGCUGUACAGGCUAUGCAAUCUUUCUCAAGAUUAUUUGACCAAAACUGGGAUGAAGAUUCUCGCUGGCUACAGUUUGCUUCAUUUCAUUUUGAUGUCAGCGUUCUGGAACAGUACUGGAGUUGGGGUGUAGGAAUAUGUGUCACCUCUUGCCCUCGAGACCUUUUGUUUCAAGAUCUUGCUGGGACUAUGAAGCAACUUGAAAUCUCCCAUGUGGAUCUCACUCCAAGUCUUGCCAAGUUAAUUACCCCAGAAGAAGUGCCAUCAUUAUGCAAAGGAGUGUUUAUCACCGGUGGGGAGGCGCUCAAGCAGGAGAUCUUAGAUGCGUGGGGAAGACAAAAGGUAAUAUACAACGGUUACGGUCCUACUGAAGUUACCAUUGGCUGCACUAUGCUUCCCAGGAUGGACGAGAAUAGCAAAUCGUCUAAUAUUGGUGCUCAAUUUGACAAUGUCGGAUCGUACGUCUUUCAACCAGGUACAACGACUCCUGUGCUUCGAGGAGGUAUAGGUGAAUUAUGUGUAUCUGGUGCUUUAGUGGGCCGAGGCUAUUUGAAUCGCCCGGAAUUAACUCGAGAGAAAUUCCAGUAUAUCGAUGAGUAUCACGAGCGAGUAUAUCGUACAGGCGAUCUCGUCAGAAUACUGCAUGACUACAGCUUUCAGUUCCUGGGACGUAUAGAUGAUCAAGUGAAAAUCCGAGGCCAGCGACUCGAAAUAGGGGAAAUAAACGCGGUUAUUCAAAAGUCGACCCCCGAGAUAGCAGAAGUUGCGACUCUAGUGAUCAAACACCCAAGUCAGAUGAGAGAACAGCUCGUGUCUUUCAUUGCGAGGGAAAGGCCAGACAAAAAACGGAAAGCCCUUGAGAUUGUUGAGGAUGAUAACAUAUACAAUAUUAUUGCGUCAGUCCAAGAAUUUACUCAAGCAAAGCUCUCUGGAUACAUGGUUCCAACUCAUAUUAUACCGAUUUCAGCAUUGCCGUUAUCUGCGAAUAAUAAAGUUGAGAUGAAAGCCUUGAGGGCCUUCUAUGCAGAGAUUUCUCUUGAAAAGCUUCAACAACUAAGUUCUAUUAGCCGAAAAAGACGGUCUUCAUGUCGCGAAGACGUUCGACAUAUUGUUCGGGUUCUUGCGGACUUUUCCAAAGUAAAGCCUAAUGAAAUUUCUCAUUCAACCAGCAUCUAUGACCUUGGAUUGGAUUCAAUUUCGGUUAUAGGACUUGCCCAGAAGUUUAGGGAUGCUGGAUAUGUUGGAGCCCAUGUUUCUUUGAUUAUGAAAAACCCCUCUGUUGCAGGCAUUGCUUCGGCAUUGAAGAGUUCCAAUUCUGAGACCGCUUUGUCGAAGAUGGAUUACGAAAAUUGUAAGCAGAAGAUUAAGGCUUUUGCGCAUAGAUACACCUUUACCGCUGCCGAGAGUAUCGGUGUUCCCACUCACAUUAUUCAAGAGAUAGCUCCUUGCACGCCGUUACAGGCAGGAAUGAUUGCCCGCUUUCUAGAAAGUUCGGGACACCCAUAUUGCUCUUUGUUUAGAUUUGAGCUAAAUUCCGACGUUGAUCUCGAACAACUGAGAUCAGCCUGGUCUGAGACGCAGGAAAACAUUCAAUUGCUUCGUGUUCGGAUGGUUGCAUUGCCCGACGGCUUUGCGCAAGUGUUUUUGAAGCACGAUGAAAUCAAAUGGCUAGAGAUAACAGCGACAGAUGAUGACAUACUAGGUCGCGGAAAGAAUUCGUGGAAGUCAUGGUGUGACGAUAUACAAGAUUUUUCUGGCCCUUUGUGGUGCAUAAGAAUCAUCAAAUCUUCAAACCGAAGAUUGCUUUGCUUGAACAUAUUUCAUGCACUCUAUGAUGGCAAUAGUCUUCCUCUACUUUUGGAACAAGUCACUUUACGAUACCAUAGGAAAGAAAUCCCGGAUAAUAUCCCUUCUUUCACAGAAGUCUUACCGCGAGGACCACUGCGAGAAUUACCAGAAGCUAAAGAUUUCUGGACAAGCCUCUUCAAUGAUCUUCCUGCAAAGAGUUACUUUAAGGACGAUUUGCCAAGCGAUUCAUUACAAGCAAUAAUUUUGACUCGUGAGUUAAAGAAGAUCGACGGCCUCGUUGAUAUAAAGGCUUCUCUGCAAGUAACGGAUAACGCCAUCUUUCACGCGUGCUGGCUUCUAACGCUAGCACUUGAUAUUCCUAACGCAGAGUACGUUGUUGGGCCUUUGUUCAACACUAUUCCUAGUUACAUUUCAUUUCAUUCCUCAAACACGAAAGCCGAUCUUAUCAAGUCCUGCCAUCACUAUUAUGUAUCCACUCUUCCUUAUCAACAUACUCCUCUCCGUGAUAUUGGAAAAUGGCUAGGAAGAAAACCAAAUCAGCCUCUAUUUGAGAUACUAUUCGUAUAUCAAAAGUCUAACCCUACGAAUGAAGAGAUAUGGUCGGAGGUCGAUUCUGUCGCUACUGUCGAUUAUCCCCUCUCCCUUGAAGUUCAACAAAGCCAAACAGGUAAUAUGACAGUAACUUUGGCGGCCAAAAACCACGCUGUUUCAGCAGAUGAGGCAGAAUCACUCUUGUCUACUUUCGAGAGAAUCUGCAAAACAAUACAUCUUGAAAAGGAGACAAAACUUCCUAGUGAAUUUCAAGGACCCAAUGAGCACUCCUUUGCUUUUCACCACUCUAAAAAAAGCGGUGAUUAUGAAACCGUGAACUCAGGUCGUGAACAUGACUGGACACCAGAUAUGACUGAAAUUCGAAGCGUUAUCGCCGAGCUUGCAUGUGUUGAUGCAGAGUCGAUCCACCUCGACACGUCUAUCUUUGAGCUUGGAUUGGAUAGCAUUGAUGCUGUGAAAUUGUCCUCAAGAUUAAGGGCCCGUGGAAUCAGCCUUCCCGUCAGUUCGAUCAUGAACCAAAGGACCGUCUUGAAAAUUUCAAAUAGUUUGUCCACUCCGUCAAAUUCAAUAAUGAAGAAACAAGGGUUCUCCCUUAAUAAGCUGAGUCAGAAAAUUACUGCAAGCUUGAAGCAAGAUGGAAAGCUUCCGGUGGAUGUAGUCAAAGUCCUACCUCCCACGGCACUUCAGGAAGCAAUGGUUGCAGAGAUGAUUAUGUCAGAAUACCAGCACUACUAUACAUUGGAAGUCUUUGAAGUAGUAGAGAAUGUGGACUUUUCAAAUCUUUUGACAUCCUGGAAGACUGUUGUUGAUGCUCAUGACAUUCUCCGGACAACCUUCGUGGAAGUAGAGGAUCCAAAUAUCCCAUACUCUUACGCUCAAAUAGUACAUGCGCCAAAUGGGAAUGGGAUUGAAGUGAUUGACUUACGAGAGAACUCCAUUGACAAUUACGUCAAGUCAAUCAAUGGCAAUAAGACUCGACCGUCCCUUUCCAUACAAGGUGCUCAGACGGAUAACAAGCGUUACAUUAUCCUGUCUAUUGCCCACGCACUAUACGAUGGAUGGUCUUUUGAUCUCUUGCAUACCGAUAUUGAGAAGGCAUACCUCGGCCAUUCCGUUACCCGGCCUCCAUACGAAGGGCCAUUGGAACAGAUCCUUACUUUGUCAGACGAUAGUCAUCGAAAUUUUUGGGAUGUGACCCUCAAAGGUUUUAUACCCCGUCGAUUUCCAAGAGGGACAGAGGCUCGAGGAGAUAGAUCAACUUUGCAUCGCUUGGAGCGGUCUUUUAACGUUCCAUGUGAGGAUAUUACGCAGUUUUGCAAGAAAAAUGGGGUCACAGUACAAGCCCUAAGUUUAGCAACCUGGUGCCUUACACUAGCCAGCUUCGUCAGAAGCCUGGAUGUCGGAUUCGGGCUUGUUCUUUCUGGCCGAAACUUUGCUGAUGCCAACGAAAUCAUGUUUCCAACAAUGAAUACUGUAGUCUUCAGGGCCAUUCUCCAUGGUUCACGAUUGGAUAUGCUUAAAUACAUCCAGAGCACCCUUGGGGAAUUGAGCGAACACCAAUACUAUCCACUCCGGAAAGCAAGUACUGAAGUCGCAGCUGGCUCUCUUUUUGACACGAUCUUUAUAUACCAGAAACGGCCAACAACGUCGCACACUGGCCAUGAGUCUCUUUACAAAUCAAUUAAGGGGUCAGCUGAUACAGGCUAUCCAUUAUCAGUUGAGAUGGAACUUGAGGGGGAUUCAAUGAUAUCUCGCAUCGCAGCUCGAGACGACCUUUUGGGGUUGAACGACGCGGCAGAUGUUCUAGAGAAAAUGAGCAAAGUGUUCCAUCUCAUUAUGUCCGAGCCACAACAUCCUACAGUCGAUUUCACAGAUAAUGGUGUGAUAGUGUGCCAAAGUGCUGUCUUCCAAGAGAAGGCUGAUGACCAGAAGAAGGACGAGAUAAAGGACCCCGAUGAAUCAGCAACUACCACGACGUGGACUGAUUUGGAAAUUUGCAUAUGCGAGACGCUCUCAAUAUUAUCAGGCAUACCCCGAGAAAAUAUCAGCAAAGAUUCGACAUUGUUCAACCUUGGACUCGACAGUAUCAGUGCCAUCAAAGUCUGCACCUUGUUGAAACACCGGUCGGUCAUUCUACCGGUCACCACAAUGCUGAAGGCAGGGUCUAUCAAAGAAAUGGCAAAAGCAGUCAAAACUCAAAAAGAUUAUGCUGAGAAUCCGGGCAUUUUUUCUAGCUCAGAGUUGAACAGUCUUGAUGUGGAAGGAAUCUUGUUAUUAAACAAAAUCCCGCAAAAUGAGGUUGAAAAGGUCCUUCCAGCUACAUCAGGACAAAUAUAUUGCCUUGCUAUGCAUGCGCAAAAUCCACAAAUCUUCUACCCGAGCUUUUUCUACUCUGUUAACAGUCUCUCUAGUGGGCAGCUGGACAAAGCGUGGACACGGCUAGUAUCGCAGCUUCCUAUUCUGCGCACAAUAUUUAUACGUACCGGCAUACGAGAGAUUGCAUUCGCACAGGCGAUUUUAAAGGAGUCGAAAAGUUCAAUUUUUUGGCAUGAGACAGCUUCAGACGCAGAGUUUCUACGACCAAAACAAUGCCCUAUUGCUUCAGGACCAGUUUCUAUUCAUGCGACUGGCACCAAUCAGGGAAUCUUGAUAAACUUACAUAUACACCAUGCCCUCUAUGACGCUAUAUCUCUUCCGAAGAUUAUAGAUUGCCUUGGUCAGUUAUGUAGCAGCGAGUGGCUUCAUGAUAGAGAAUUGGAUUUCUCCAAAUUCAUACAAUUUCAAGGUGCGCAGUCGCUGCUGGCUGUCCGAAAACAAUUCUGGCGAAGUUAUCUUUCCGGGAUGCCUGGAGAAUCUCAACGAAACAUCAGCGGGCAAGAAUCCAGUGAGAGAAGCGAAUUGUAUCAACCGGGUCUUAUUGAUAGUGUAGAUAAGUUAGAGACCGUUGCACGACACAACGGUCUUAGUCUUCAGUCGAUAUUCAUAGCGGUGUAUUCCAAGGUGCAUGCGCAAUUGGCAGGCAACGCAAGCACUGAAGAUCUUGUUUUGGGUGUGUACUUGGCGAACAGGGGCUAUGAGCUUGAUGGGCUACCAGAUCUAAUUGCACCAACCCUGAACAUGGUACCUUUGCGUAUUCGAAGCCUCAAAAAGCCUACCAUUGAAAUCGCUCAUCAAAUCCAAAGCGACUUACAUGAGAUUAGCCGAGUAGAGCAUUCUGGAGUGUCUUUGGUGGAGAUUAUGGACUGGACCGGAGUCCAUGUGGAUGUGUUUGUCAAUUUCUUGAGAUUGCCAGAGUCUGGGUUCAAUGUUGCGCAAGGAAACAUUCGCUUUAUCCCAGUUCAGCGGGAGGAGAUAACAUCCAAUGAAAUAAAUGGUCAGGUCCAUGAGCACUUAGGCCUUUUGACUGGGGAAGAGGAGGAUUUAUCGAGAAUUUACAGAAAUUGCUUCGAUAUUGAAGUAGGCAUCCGUGAAGGAAAGAUGGACGUGGGAAUUUUCGGGUCGGAGACAGUUUUCGGUGAAGGGAAAGCCGGGAUAAUUCUAGACCAAGUACGAAAAGACUUAGAGCAGCUGGUUGCUUAA
Messenger RNA from Talaromyces proteolyticus, 15057 nucleotides. RefSeq names its product nonribosomal siderophore peptide synthase SidC. Gene Ontology annotation, molecular function: catalytic activity; phosphopantetheine binding. The record is from RefSeq and is a predicted model, not a curated record. Gene Ontology annotation, biological process: amino acid activation for nonribosomal peptide biosynthetic process; secondary metabolite biosynthetic process. The transcript has 9 exons. Gene Ontology annotation, cellular component: cytoplasm. Bases 1 to 15057 code for a protein of 5018 amino acids. NCBI's taxonomy places the organism in Eukaryota, Fungi, Ascomycota, Eurotiomycetes, Eurotiales, Trichocomaceae.